AUGCGCAUCGCGCUCGUCGCGCUGGCAGCGGCGCUGGCCGCGCCGCCCGACGACGACGCAGCGGCGCCGCCCGACGGCGACGCCGCCGGCGUCGACUGGCAGCGGCGGCGCGUCGUGCGCGUCUUCGCGAGCCCCUUCGCCGGGUCGAACGAGGCGCCGGCCUACGCCAUGACGGACGCGCUGGGCCGCGGCUACACCUGCGGCCUCGACGGCGCGGCCGUCGCGAAGCGGCGGGGCGCGGGCGCGGCGCCGUCGGCGGCCGCGUCCGCGAUCGAGGGCUACAAGGCCUGGCGCGACUCGUCGCGCGAGUGCGCGGCGCUGGCGCUGAAGGAGGAGUACUGGCACUACGAGCUCUGCCCCGGCCGGUCCGCGCGGCAGUUCAAGCCGCCGAAGCCGCGGCCGCGCGGCGGCGCCGCCGCGCCCGGCGCGAGCCACGCGCUGGGCGCGUUCUCGUCCGCCGCGGGCGAGGCGUCGCUGGAGGAGGUCGCGGACGUCUUCGGCGACGUCGCGUCCGUGACGCUGCCGCCGGCCGUCGACGGCGCGCCGCCGCGGACGGCGCACGUCGAGCUCUACGAGCGCGGCGACGGCGGCCGGCGCCUGCUCGCGUACGUCGUCUGCGGGCUCGUGCACGUCGGCGCGGCGUCGAGCCGCCGCGGGUCCCUGGACGCCUACGGCGACGACGACGACGCGGACUGGGCCGACGCCGUGCGCGUCGCGCGCGUCGUCGAGGGCCCGCAGUUCACGUACCGCGCGCUCGUCGCGUCGCCCUUGGCCUGCGCGCCGCGGGACCUGCGCACCGCCGUCGCGGCCCAGGCCGCGGCGAAGCUCGAGGGCAAGUGCCUGCGGCGGCGCUGGCGCGGCGACUGGUGGACCUACGAGGUCUGCGUCGGCGACGCCGUGCGCCAGUUCCGCCAGCCGCCCGGCCGCGACCACGACGGCUUCGGCGUCCUGCCGGCGGCGGACGCGGCCGCGAGCCGGGACCCGGGGGGCUUCGCCAUCGGCGCCUUCUCGCACGUCGCCGUGGCGCCGGCGACGGGCGCGCUGAGCCACGUCUUCACAGGAGGAGACGCGUGCGACGUGACGGACGGCGAGCCGCGCGACGCGGCGGUCCGCUUCGCGUGCGUCGACGCGUUCCGCGGCCGGUCGAAGAAGGUCGCCCUCGCGAGCGCCGCGGAGACGGCGACGUGCUCCUACGACAUCGUCGUCCACCUCGCCGCGCUCUGCGAGCUCGACGACGACGCGGACCUCCACGAGAAGCGCGCCGCGGGCACGUCGACGAUCGACCACGUCGACUGCUUCCGCGACGCGGACGGAGAGGCGGGUAACGCGGCGAUGGAGCAGGCCUGCGCGAAGACGCUCGACGGCAAGCUCUACGACGCGAAAUACCACGCGCGAUGGACCGACGCGAUCCUCGACUCGAUGAACGACGCGCUCGCCGCGCUGUCGCCGAACUUCAAGUUCAUGUGCUCCUGCCUCCUCAUCCAGAAGCGCAGCCCGAGCAACAUCGCCACGGAGACCGUCGCCUACUGGAACGCGAAGACCGACGGCUUCGUCCACCACAAGUACGAGAGCCGGACCGUCGUCUGCGUCGUCCACGCGUUCGGCUGCGCGAUCUAG
Molecule: messenger RNA, 1617 nt
Organism: Aureococcus anophagefferens
Lineage: Eukaryota; Pelagophyceae; Pelagomonadales; Pelagomonadaceae
Exons: 2
Coding region: 1-1617 (538 amino acids)
Biological process (GO): retrograde protein transport, ER to cytosol; endoplasmic reticulum unfolded protein response
Cellular component (GO): endoplasmic reticulum lumen
Source: RefSeq, a predicted model, not a curated record